Messenger RNA from Lucilia sericata (common green bottle fly), 2931 nucleotides. RefSeq names its product protein lap1 (gene Lap1). Gene Ontology annotation, molecular function: protein binding. The record is from RefSeq and is a predicted model, not a curated record. Gene Ontology annotation, cellular component: postsynaptic density; postsynaptic membrane; adherens junction. Lineage: Eukaryota; Metazoa; Arthropoda; Insecta; Diptera; Calliphoridae. The transcript has a single exon. Gene Ontology annotation, biological process: neurotransmitter receptor transport, endosome to postsynaptic membrane; neurotransmitter receptor transport postsynaptic membrane to endosome. The coding region runs from base 242 to 2890 and encodes 882 amino acids.
AAUAUGUAUAUGUAUGUAUACAAAUGUGCCUUAGUAUAAACACUUGUUCAAAAGAUAUUUUUAUAAUGAAUACGUUUUUGCAACAAUCCCUCAAUAUAUUAUAUUUUGAGAGAGAAUUUGUUUAUUUUGAGGGGAUUUGAUCCUGUCACCGUAAUGUUAAAAUAUAAUAUAACAAAUAUUGUGCCUUUAUAAAAUACCAAUUAACUAAGAAUCUUUAGCUGAUAGUAAUGCUACAUAAACAAUGUCUUUAUCAAAACUGUUCCCUUGUUUUCAAUUUCGAUUGGAGGAUAAUAUAAAUAAAUUGGACUACAGCAAUAAUAUAUUGUCAGAAGGAUUUCCUCAAGUGUGGCAAUAUGAGAGAACUUUGGAGGAAUUGAAUGUAAUGUCAACUCGGAUCAACUAUUUUCCGCCGCAAUUGUUUUAUUGUCAAGGACUAAAGGUUUUAUUAGCUAAUAACAAUAACUUAGAAAGCAUUCCCGAAGCCAUCGGAUCUUUACGACAGUUACAGCAAUUAAACUUAAGUAGAAAUUUUAUAUCAAACGUUCCGGACAACAUAAAAUCCUGUAAGCAUUUAACACACUUAGAUCUCAGUUGUAAUACCUUGCAAAAAUUACCGGAUGCAAUAACAUGUCUGAUUUCAUUGCAAGAGCUUAUAUUAAACGAAACAUAUUUGGAGUUUUUGCCUGCAAAUUUUGGGCGUUUGGUAAAUUUGCGAAUAGUAGAACUACGUUCAAAUAAUUUAAUUACAUUACCGAAAUCUAUGCAGCGUUUGACAAAUUUACAACGCCUUGAUAUUGGAUGUAAUGAGUUUACCAAAUUGCCGGAAGUCAUUGGCGAAUUAAAGCAAUUGCGCGAGCUUUGGUUUGAUUUUAACCAAAUUCAAGAUUUUCCAAAUCAGAUUGGAAAAUUACGGGAGCUAGUACAUUGUGACGCAAAUGGUAAUUGCUUGAGUUACUUGCCACAUGAAAUUGGAAAUUGUCGUAGUUUAGAAGUUUUAUCAAUUUCAAUAAAUAAUUUAACAGCUCUACCCUUUAGCAUUGGCAUGCUCAAGUCGUUGGUGACAUUAAAAUGUGAAUCGAAUGAAUUGACCGAAUUGCCUAGUAGCAUAUCUAAUUUGGAAAAUUUGGAAGAAUUAGUUGUGAGCCACAACAAACUGGUUCGUUUGCCAAAUACAAUAGGAAUGUGUAGAAAAUUGCGGUAUUUAUUUGCUGAUGAUAAUAAUUUGAGGAAAUUGCCUGAUGAAAUAUGCUCUUGUUCCCUACUUAGUGUGUUAAGCAUUAGUCGGAAUGAAAUAGCUGCCUUGCCCGAUAAUAUAGGGCACUUAAGGAAUCUCAAAGUUUUGAAUAUUGUUCAAAAUAAUAUCGCUACUUUACCUGUGACGCUCUUAAGUCUAGUGAAUUUAACAUCUUUGUGGAUUAGCAAUAAUCAAUCUCAACCUCUAAUACCACUACAGUAUGCAGACAUAUCAAAAAAAACUAAGUUGACUUGUUUCAUGCUACCUCAGUUAGGUAUAAAGCAACCACCGGCUGAAUGCAAUAACUGGAUGAGUAUAGAAGACAACGUUGUUGAAGAGCAAUUUUCAAAAGAUGCAGCUAUAUCUAAACGUCGAAUAUGGUUUGCAGAAGAAACAACAAUAUUACAUACAAUUCCAGAAAUAGCGAAGUUACCCUUGACAACAUCGACGUCAAAAUCGUAUAGUAAUGACAAAAUUUUGUUAUCAUGUGCUAAUACAUCCAGCAAUUCAGCAACAAUAAAUAAAGAUCUAACUUCUGAAAACUCAAAGAUAGAGCGUGCUUCUAAUUUUAAAGACUUUCUUAUGCGGUCACCCACUCCAUAUCCUAAGGAAUUACGUUUAAUGGCAAAAUAUGUUCAUGAUAAUAAUGUUAAAACUGCUAAUAAUGGCAAUAAUCAGAACCAGGUAAUUUUGUUUGAUGAAAAUAUAUCGGAUGACAAAGCCUCAACAUCUUUACCACAAAGUAAAAGCAACAAUUUCGUAAACUGUCCUGAAUAUUGGAGCUCCAAUACAUAUAAAGAGCAGCCGUUAGGUAAUAUAUCUGAGAAUGAUAAGCAUAAUAUCCAAGUCAGAAGUAAUGUUAGCCAUGGAAGCAUAAAGUCCUAUAUACAACAGCGACAAAAACAGGACACAGAAAUAGAACAAGAUUUGCAAAAACAUACAGAACACUCAACCAAUCUUUAUCAACAAUUUGUUACUGUAGAUAAUAUUCCAAAACCACCUCCUUAUCAUAUAGCACGAUGUUUCACAAAAAAAAGUGUUGACGAUCUAACAAAGUACGAAUUUGUACGAAAACGUCAGGAGCAGAACCAUAAUUUUCGGAAUUAUAAAGAUAUGAUUGACGACAAUAGCCAACUUUGGCUACAAACAGAUACUAUUUCUAAAAAUAUAUCAAACAAAUCUGAACAUAAAUUUGAUUUUGUAAAUAAUUUAAUGAUUAAAAAAAUUGAACAGAAAGAAGAGGCAAUCAAAUCUGAAGAAGAAUUUAAAGGUGCUGAAAGUACUAUGACGUCCAUUAACAGCAAAAAUGAAUUAUUGGAACCAAUAAACACGUUACAAACAUCAAAUAUUUUUGAAAAAACAAAAAACAGAUCGAGAACUAAAUGGCUUUUUGGCGCCCAUAGAAAUCCAAGAGUUAUACAAGUAAAUAUAAAUUUGGAAAGUGGAAGAGAUUUUGAAAUUGACACUUUACCUAACAAAGAAGGAAUAUUUGUUGUCUCGACGUUUUCAGAAUCAAGUGCAUCCCAAUUAAUACAACUGUUUGACAAGCUUCUUGAAGUUGACGGUGUCGAUUUUACAAAUAUUAGUGUAAAUGAAGCACGUCAAGUAUUAGACAAUUCUCGUCCUUCAAAAUCUAUAAUGCUUUCUCGUAAAUAAUACAUUGUAUAAAAUAUAUUAAAAUAUUUAAAAUAAUUAAA